Messenger RNA from Aspergillus candidus, 990 nucleotides. Its product is annotated as 3-hydroxyacyl-CoA dehydrogenase. Lineage: Eukaryota; Fungi; Ascomycota; Eurotiomycetes; Eurotiales; Aspergillaceae. Gene Ontology annotation, molecular function: oxidoreductase activity, acting on the CH-OH group of donors, NAD or NADP as acceptor. The transcript has 3 exons. Gene Ontology annotation, cellular component: cytoplasm. The coding region runs from base 1 to 990 and encodes 329 amino acids. The record is from RefSeq and is a predicted model, not a curated record.
AUGAUCGCUCCAACCGAUCCAGUGACGUCCUCAAACUCGGUCAUGAAUGGUGUGACCCAGUAUAAUCAUGAGGAUGUACCACAAGAUACCCUGUUUGAUAAGGUUAUCGUCGUUGUAGGUGGUUCCAAUGGCAUUGGGGCGAGUCUCGCGGAAUUGUGCUGCUCCAACACCUCCUACGUCUGCAUCGGCGACAUUGAUGACCCCCCUGGCGAGGCAUUGGCCCGCAAGUGCCAGGAUCGCUGGCCCGCCAUCUCGGACCCUAACCAACCGCCCAAGCCUCCGCGGGCCUCGUACCGGCAUGUCGACGUCACCGACUACCAGUCCGUAGUGGAUCUCUUCGAAUUUGCCUUUGCGACCUACAAACGCAUCGACCACGUCGUGGUCACGGCGGGAAGUAUGGCUACGGGAGACAACUGGUUCGACCAGAGCCUUAGCUUCAGGACGGUCAGAGAGCCCCCUUCGUCGAAGGACAUUGAUGUCAACCUCACCGGUUCCCUCUAUGUCACCCGGGUGGCGAGCGUCUACCUCCGUCACAACCGAGGCCCCUGGGCUGACCGUUCGAUCCUGCUCUUUUCCUGUGCGGCCGGAUUUAAAGAGAUGCCCGGCGUCCCUAUCUACCAGGUCGCCAAGCACGGCAUCCAGGGCCUCAUGCGGUCGCUGCGCACGUACUUUCCAUCUCCGUAUACGCACAAUUUGCGCAUCAACACCAUCUGUCCGUGGAUGACGCAGUCGCGGUCGGUGCUGACCAAGAACAUCGAAGAUAGCUGGAACAAGGAAGGUCUUCCCAUCAGUACUUACCAGGAAGUGGCCCGAGUGUCCGCCGGUGUGCUGGGCGAUAGCUCGCUCAACGGGACGUCGAUGUUUGUGGAGGGCGACCGUGCCUGGGAAAUCGAGCGAAAUAUCGAUCGGCUCGAGCCCCAGUGGCUGGGCAAGGAGCCGUCCCGUGCUCUCGGGAUGGGCCAAACGGUGCUGCGCGAUGCAUUGGUCUGA